AUGGGCAAGACUAAGGUCCCAUCCGGAGUUCAGAAAGAUAAAGAUGAGAGCAUAGUUUUCUUCAGGGAGCUGUACAAGCAUCAGGAAGAUACAGACGUGAACCUGCUGGAACCGAUGUACUCCGUUGAGUUUGAUGCUAUCCAAGGUGGUCAUAUGACAAAACUUCCUCCUGCUGUGAAGAGAGAUUUCCUCAUACCAAUCAACGAGAAGCAUGACUAUGACUGGCUGAAGACUCCUCCAGCUGCAUCGUUGUUUCCUCCCCUUGAGACGAAAACCAACUCCUCCGAAAUGGUUUUAGAGAAGGAGCUACCGAUACCGCGACAUGUUAAACCUUCAGCUUCAAGGUUCGCAAGCAAGCCAGAGGCGACGAAAACAUCGGUGAAGCCAUCAUCACCUCCAAGUGGUUCAUCAUCAAAGAACGUGUUCAGAGGGGCUCCAUCCAUCUCCAAUGAGAAGAACCAUCCUCACGCAAUAGACAAGAGAUCGACUUAUUACUCUGCCCUAACCGGCAGGCAGCAGAAGCCAGAUGCCACAACUGCCAAAGCUACUACUUCUGCAGGCAGCAACACAACCAAGAAACACUCGGACAGGUGCCAUGGGAGCCAGGGCAGCAGUGCAGGCGCAGCCAAGACUAUAACGAUGAUCCCGGCAGAAGAACCUUAUAAAGCACCGAAGAAUCUGCUCACGACUGGGUCUAUAUUCUCACGCCGUGCGCCAUCGAUGACAACGACGGCGAAAACUCGGCCUGGAGGUCCUGCAUUGGGUGUGGACGCCAAAGGAGAAAGCGGUAGAGCAAGGAGGCUGCCGCUUGCCACAACAAGAGGUUUCAAAGAGCUGCAUGUAGAUGGCAAGAAGAAUGCUUUGCCGGGGAAGGGCAAGGCUGUGGCUGCCACCACCAUUGAGCCUGAUGUCUACAACGGUGGUGCCGGUGAGCCUGCGUCAGUAAAGGGAGUGAGAAGAACAGACGGGAAGAACGAGCGUAGACCAAGGUUUACAACCAUGUGA
Brachypodium distachyon (stiff brome) is the source of this 1005-nucleotide messenger RNA. RefSeq lists its product as uncharacterized. Gene Ontology annotation, cellular component: cortical microtubule. Lineage: Eukaryota; Viridiplantae; Streptophyta; Magnoliopsida; Poales; Poaceae. The record is from RefSeq and is a predicted model, not a curated record. Gene Ontology annotation, biological process: cortical microtubule organization. Bases 1 to 1005 code for a protein of 334 amino acids. The transcript has 4 exons.